CCAUUUCUCUCAUAUGCUUCAAACACCAACUUCAUCAAAAUGCAGGCAGUUCUUCACUUUGCACCAUCAUCCACCCCCUUAUUCACACCAUUCAAAACCUCAACUCCGUCAUGGAAGUUGGCUCAUAGGCCACAGAUCACUUUCCGAUGUCCCCCGGUCAAUGUCACCGUCGCGACCUACGACAAUCCAGCAGUUGAUUAUAACUCCAAGAACUCUGUUUUCCCAGCAGAAGCUUGUGAGACAAUUGGAGGAGAAGCUUGUGAUGCGGAAAUGUACCCUGAAGUGAAGCUGAAGCCAGAGACAAAGAACAACAAGACCAAGGCCACCUCGGAGUUGGUUGAUAGAGAGUAUCUUGAGUACGAUGGUCCAAAGACGGUGUUUCCAGCAGAGGCUUGUGAUGAUCUGGGAGGAGAAUUCUGUGAGCCUGAAUAUCAAAGUGGAGUAUACAAGUAGAUAAUGAUGUACAUAUAAAAUAUGCAGUUGUAAUCUUAGUGUUUUUUUUUUUUUUUUUAA
Messenger RNA from Cornus florida, 513 nucleotides. Its product is annotated as light-regulated protein, chloroplastic. Gene Ontology annotation, cellular component: chloroplast. The transcript is spliced from 3 exons. NCBI's taxonomy places the organism in Eukaryota, Viridiplantae, Streptophyta, Magnoliopsida, Cornales, Cornaceae. The record is from RefSeq and is a predicted model, not a curated record. The coding region runs from base 40 to 453 and encodes 137 amino acids.